AUGCAACAAUUUUUUAUUGAUUUCUUUUAUAUCAAAAAUGAUGAAAAUGAAUUAUUUAAAUCAGGUGAUAUUAUUAUUUUAGAUUAUAGAAACAAUUUAAUAUGUGCUAAAUCACCUGAUAAUCAUCAGCAGAUCAUUUUUGGUCGUGUUAUAGCUUUUCAAGAUGAAACUAUCAACACUCAACCAAUAAAUUCUAGAAGAAAAUUAAUUCAAAUUCCUAAAGGAAGUAUUGCUAUUAAUCGAUUAACAAAUGAUAAUCAUCAAGAAAUAAAAAUUUUACCAAUUGGCUUAAUCGAAGGACGUACAUUAGCACGAAUUUGGCCAUUAAAACGUUCAACUCUUCAUCUUCUUAAUAUGCCAACAACAUUAGAUAUUUAA
Messenger RNA from Rotaria sordida, 378 nucleotides. The record is from the annotation of a GenBank genome assembly. NCBI's taxonomy places the organism in Eukaryota, Metazoa, Rotifera, Eurotatoria, Philodinida, Philodinidae.